ACGUGGACUGCCCAAUCAGCAAUUCCUUUCCCUCCCCCGUCUUUCCUUUACCUUCCUUCCCUUUCCUGAAAAAACCAAAAUUUCCAAGAAAUCUCAAAAUCAAACUCUGCAAAAACAGAAACGUAAAUCCUGAAAACAAAAUCAAAUUUGCUAACAAAAUCACUGCAAUUUUUUUGAUACAUUUUGAUAUUUUCAAAUGAUCAAUCUACACCAUAUUUUCCCUUUUUCAAUCGAUAUGAUUGCUUGUAGAGGAUUCAUCUUCACCAUUUUUAUCCUCAACUUUGUUCUUGCUUGUCAUCUUAUUCUCCUUCAACCUCUCGUUUCUGCUUCAGAUGGAAUUCCUAUGAAAGCAGAUGAUUUAUUGGAAAAGGCUACACAAAGUAUAAAAGUAAAACGUUACAGUGAGGCACUUGAGGAUCUUAAUGCUGCUAUUGAGGCAGAUUCAACACUUUCGGAGGCAUAUUCACAUCGGGCAAAUAUUCUCCGUCGGCUGUGCAGGUACAAAGAGUCAGAGAUAAAUUAUAAAAAGUAUCUGGAACACAAACCUGGAAAUUCAGCUGCUGAAAAAGAGCUAUCUCAGUUGCAUCAAGCUAGAAGUGCUCUGGAAACUGCUUCAAGUCUCCAUGAUUCUGGAGAUCUUAAGAGAGCAUUGGAGUAUGUUGACAAAGUUGUGCUUGUUUUCUCUCCUGCAUGCUCAAAGGCCAAACUUUUGAAGGUGAAAUUGUUGUUAGCAUCAAAAGAUUAUUCAGGUGCCAUUGCUGAGACUGGUUAUAUCCUCAAAGAAGAUGAGAAUGACCUUGAUGCUUUGCUAAUUAGAGGCCGUGCCUAUUACUAUUUAGCAGAUCAUGAUGUGGCCAUGAGGCAUUAUCAAAAAGGACUUCGUCUAGAUCCAGAGCACAGUGAACUGAAGAAAGCUUAUUUUGGAUUGAAAAAUUUGCAAAAGAAGACAAAAAGUGCAGAAACAAACGUCGAUAAAGGUAAAUUCCGCCUUGCAGUGGAGGACUAUAAAGCAGCUCUUGCUCUAGACCCUGCUCAUGUAGCGUACAAUGUGCAUCUUCAUCUCGGAUUGUGCAAGGUGUUGGUGAGAUUGGGUAGAGGGAAGGAUGCUUUGAGUAGUUGCACGGAAGCCUUAAACAUCGACGAAGAACUUCUUGAAGCUUUGGUACAGAGGGGUGAAGCAAAACUUUUGACAGAAGAUUGGGAGGGGGCAGUGGAAGAUCUGAAAACUGCAGCUCAAAAGUCACCCCAGGAUACGAGCAUCAGAGAAGCACUAAUGAGAGCCGAGAAAGCCUUAAAGUUGAGCAAGCGCAAAGACUGGUACAAAAUUCUCAGUGUCUCUAAGAGUGCAUCUGCUGCAGAGAUAAAACGUGCCUAUAAGAAGCUUGCUUUGCAGUGGCACCCAGACAAGAAUGCUGAGAAUAGAGAAGCAGCUGAAGAAAAAUUUCGCGAAAUAGCGGCUGCAUACGAGGUUCUAGGGGACGAAGAAAAACGUGUAAGAUAUGACAGAGGAGAGGAUGAAGAAGGCAUGGGGAUGGGUGGCGGUGGUGGUGGUGGUGGUGGUUAUGGAUUUGGUGGAUUUGAUCCUUUUGGUGGUGGGGGACAGCAGUAUACAUUUCAUUUUGAAGGAGGCUUCCCUGGUGGUGAUUUUGGCGGAUUUCAUUAUUAAGGUUUUCUGAUGUGAGUCCUUUCUCCGCUGAAGUCAGAAUAUAGCUCAAUUGUGCAACAUGAUUAGGAAGAUUUUUUCUAUUCUUCUUUUUCACUAACAACUGAAUGGGUAUCUUCCAAAUUCUCAGCCUUUUGUAAAGUCUGCUAAAUCAAUGGCUGAGAAAAAAGCUUCAUCCAAAACUUGAUUUAGCCAUUUUCCCCCAGUAACAUAGACUGAGACAGCAUAGACCCUGUUUCUUACUGCGGUUGAAGUGUAAUCUAUUUGUAGUCAAUAAUUUUUGGAUCAACAUAGUUAGUGUCGAGGAAAAUAAACUGGGGAGAAACAGGCGCUUUAGUCUUUAGAGAAGGUUUUGAGGAUAACGGAUUUUGGUGACACGAUGAAGUUGAUCACCGGCUCUAUACUUGUAUUGUUAUUAUGUGACAUAUGAAAUGAAAUCAAAAUUUUGUUUUUGCGUCA
Messenger RNA from Spinacia oleracea (spinach), 2122 nucleotides. Its product is annotated as dnaJ protein P58IPK homolog. Gene Ontology annotation, molecular function: protein binding. The transcript has 9 exons. The record is from RefSeq and is a predicted model, not a curated record. Lineage: Eukaryota; Viridiplantae; Streptophyta; Magnoliopsida; Caryophyllales; Amaranthaceae. Gene Ontology annotation, cellular component: endoplasmic reticulum lumen. Bases 197 to 1666 code for a protein of 489 amino acids.